CUUGCAGACUAUUUUGUAAAAUCUGCUUUAUCUAAAUAUAGUACUUGUAUUUGAUAUUUAUACUAUUCCUAAACGCAACGCCAAUGGCACCAAUUAUUACUCAUGACUCUAUGUGUGAACUCCUUUAUGAAUUUUUGGUAAUAUCCCCCCUUGCCCUUUUACUAUCACUGCCGCCAACCUUAUAAAUUUCAGACUAGGCAGACAUUUUGUUGGCAAAGUGUCCCCAUCCCGAAAGUACCAUCUUUUGCGGCCAACUUGGCAUCUAGUUGCGGCUGUCAGUUUGACGUCAGUUUCUCGCCAAUAUGGCUGUCAGGGAAAAAUAUUUUUAUGAAAAAGAAAGUCGGUAAUGUUUAUUCUCACCAUUUCAGAAGUCAAGCAAAUUUAUACAUAAAAUUGUCUAUAGUUUGACGGUAAAAAAAUACUUAACAAUUUUUCAAGUCUAAUUAACAAUAAAUUGACACAAAAUUUGCCUGAAAAUUGACAACUUUUUUCUAGCCAACUCUUGAAGUGAAUUUGCAUUCUAAUUCAGGCAGUAAAUUUACGUUAAAUUCAAUAGCAAGUUUCCUACAAAUUGUCGUAAAAAAUGGAAAAGUCCGAAGUUGACAGAUAUUUGACGAAAAAUUCAAGGAAACUUUUUUAAAAAACUUUUGCUAAAUCAAACUGUAUUAUCAGGGUACUAAUUUCGAUCUAGGGACCCCACACUCAAUGUAGAGGACCGUGCCAAAUGCUGCCCCCCUUGGAAAAAAAAUAACAUCAUUGGUUAUUUGUGUUUUUUGAAUGUUGUGUUUAUUCUAACCUAAAAAAGUAAACGCAAAAGUUCGCGUUAAAGUCUAACGAAAAUAAAUAUAAUUUUUUGAACAUUAACACUAAAAUAAAAUUUUUAUAUUAGAUUUUAUAUAAACGAAUAACUUAUUCAUCUGAAAUAAUCUUCAUCGACAAAAUGAGUGAAUUUAAAUUACAUACGCUAAUAAGUGAUUUAAUUGUAGUAUUAGAAUCUUCACACAGUCCAGAAAAAUUUAUUGAAAAUAUUCAAAUAAAUGUUAUUACAUUAGAAAAUAUUCCAUCUAAAAAUUCAAUUUCUUAUUUAGAAAAAAAUUCAGUAACUAAUGAAUUGUUUUUGAAAAAAUAUAAUGAAUUGAAAGGAAAGAAAUUUGAUGGCUUAGGUUCAUUUAUCCAAGUAUUAUAUCACAUAUCAUUAGACAAGUCAUUAAAAAACUAUUUAGCAAAAUACAGAAUUAAAAAUAAUUCAAAGCUCCCAUUAUCAUUGGCAAUAACUAAUGAUGAUUUACCUACAAUACAUAAAAAUAUAUUAAAAGCAACGAAUGAACGUGAGAAACAAGCAACAAAAAAAAUUCAUGGGUUCAACAAACCAACUGAAACAACCUUCAUCAAAUACAACUGGUGUUAUGAACGCCCUAAAAUAACAUGGGAUUAUUAUUCAGAUAUAAAACUGACUCCAUAUAUAAAAGUAGUACCGGCUGUUUCUCAGGAAACUAUAUUAAUCUGGGAUUUGUUAAAUUGUUUAAAAGGAAUUGAUGGCAACUAUAUCGUAUCAGAAUCAUUAAGUGAUAUUAAUGAUAGACGUACAUUUACUAUUUCAACUGAUGUUAGUACACCGUACAAGCAGUUAGUACAACAAAUUUUACCCCUUGCUUCUUGUUACUCAACGACUAUCAGGUUUGUUGAAGAUAAAAUCCUACCCAACGAUGGUCAAGUAAACCAUGCGCUGCGAGGUGCGAUGAAUUAUAUGCUGAAGGAUUAUUUAUUGUUUAUUGUUCAGUUGGAAAUGGAACAUUUGCGGAAUAAAUUAAAUUUACAAAAUUUAUGGUUUUACAUUCAACCGAUAAUGAGUACAAUGUCGAUACUUGCCCAGAUAACAACAAUUCUUUUAAAGGCUCAAGCAAAAGGUGGCAAAGUAUUGAGUUUACUUUAUGAGCAUAUUAACAAUAUGAGUGGUGAAGCAAAGUGUAAAGAGCUUGGCUUAUUUUUAAUUGAAUCGGCAAGUUUGCCAUACAUGCAAAUAUUAGAAAAAUGGGUAUACAAAGGAGUCAUUUGUGAUCCAUACCAAGAGAAGAAAGUAAUAUCAAAAAGAGGAAAUAUUGGAAAGUUUUUCGUAGAGGACAAUGAAUUAAUUCAACGUGAAGAGUUACCAAUGGAUUACUCAGCUGAUUAUUGGGAAAAGCGUUAUACAAUGAAAUCAGAAAGAAUACCUAGUUUUCUUAAUCAACAUGCUCAUACGAUAUUGCGUACUGGAAAGUAUUUCAAUGUUAUUCGUCAAUGUGGAAAAAUGAUAAAAUGGAUAAAGCAAGAACCACUAAUUUAUCGUUAUAGAGAUCAGAAAUUGAUAUUUACUAUUGAUCAAGCCUAUAACGAAGCAGCCCGCACCUUAUUAGAAGUACUAAUUCAUGAAAAUGAUUUGAUGGGCCGUUUAAAAAGUGUUAAAAAUUAUUUUUUACUAUCACAAGGAGAUUUCGUAGUACAAUUUUUGAAUUUAUGUGAAAAUGAAUUGAGUAAAAAUAUGUAUGAUAUUGUCAUUCAUCGAUUAGCUUCGUUAUUAGAAGUUUCAUUGAGAACGUCAACGGCUGAUUUAGAUCCUUAUAAAGAUGAUCUUAAGCCUGAGCUUUUACCUUAUGAUUUGCAAUUUCAGAUGUUUCGUAUUUUGUCAAUUCAAACAAGUGAUGAAAAAGAAUUUGCAUUUCAAGCAGGAAAACGAUUGGAUGGUAUUGAAGCGUUUGCAUUUAAUUAUGAUGUCAAGUGGCCAGUGUCUUUAGUGAUAAAUAGAAAAGCAAUAGCAUGUUAUCAAAUGUUAUUCCGUCAUUUAUUUAGUUGCAAGCAUAUUGAGAGACUUUUAUGCAGAGUAUGGAUUAGUAAUAAAAUAGCUAAAACAUUUACCCACACUGCAGCAAUGGCUUAUCGGCAAGCAUUUUCGCUGCGACAUCGUAUGUUAGAUUGCAUUCAACAUUUAGAAUAUUAUAUGAUGGUUGAAGUUAUUGAACCGAACUGGCAAACAUUCAUUAGUAAAAUGAGCAAAGUAACUAAUGUUGAUGAUGUAUUGACUGUUCAUCAAGAUUUACAAGAUAGUUAUUUGAAAGAAUGUAUGUUAACCGAUCCUGAGUUAUUAUCCGCUAUCACUGGAAUAUGUAAUAUUUGCAGACAAUUCUGUAAUUUUAUUCAGGAAAAUAAAACCAAGUCAAUCGUCAGUGGAAGUUUUAAAGAAACAAUUGAAUUAUUAGAUGUUCAAUUUACUGAUGCCUUACAUCGUUUAUUAAAUCGUAUUAUUACAUUAGGAUGUAAUAAUGACUUUGAAAAAUUACUUAACGUUUUAUGCAGAUUGGACUUUAAUCUUUUUUAUACUGAUUCGAUGGCUGAUAAAAGUUCUGAGGUAACACAACAAUAUGAAAUAUCUGGCUGACAAAUUAGAAAAAAUUCUUUAAUUAUUAAAGAUAAACGAACGUAACAUAGCACUAAAAAUUGCCGAAGAUAAUUUAUUGUAUUAAUAUUUUUAUGGCAAAAUUAUUUUUUUAAAUUACGUUUUUUAUAAAGUAUUAAUAAUAGUUAUAUUAUACAUGCUUAAAUAUACUAUGCUGCAAUAAUAUAAAAAUAAAUCCUCUGUUUGAACAUCUAUACUGUAAUUUUAUAUUGAUUUGCUUACUAUUAUAUCUUAUAUCUUAUAUAUAUUAUAAAAGAAGAGGUGUUUGUGCCUAUGUCACGAUUUGCAGUCAAAACUACACAUCGCAAACGAAUAGUGUUUGUUUGUGUGAGUAGCUAUAAGUCUCCCGCUGUGCACUGGGAUAGUUGGGAGUUGAUGAGAGUGUAAAAGAUACGAGGGUUCAAA
Molecule: messenger RNA, 3835 nt
Organism: Microplitis demolitor
Lineage: Eukaryota; Metazoa; Arthropoda; Insecta; Hymenoptera; Braconidae
Product: gamma-tubulin complex component 2
Exons: 9
Coding region: 941-3412 (823 amino acids)
Biological process (GO): spindle assembly; mitotic cell cycle; meiotic cell cycle
Cellular component (GO): centrosome; gamma-tubulin small complex; equatorial microtubule organizing center
Molecular function (GO): microtubule minus-end binding; gamma-tubulin binding
Source: RefSeq, a predicted model, not a curated record